Mustela erminea (ermine) is the source of this 5120-nucleotide messenger RNA. It is a transcript of the gene LCP2, whose product is annotated as lymphocyte cytosolic protein 2. The transcript has 21 exons. The record is from RefSeq and is a predicted model, not a curated record. Gene Ontology annotation, biological process: intracellular signal transduction; cell surface receptor protein tyrosine kinase signaling pathway. Bases 243 to 1832 code for a protein of 529 amino acids. Gene Ontology annotation, molecular function: protein binding. NCBI's taxonomy places the organism in Eukaryota, Metazoa, Chordata, Mammalia, Carnivora, Mustelidae.
AAGUGGUAAAGGAAACUUGCUGAGUCGUUUUCUGAGAAGAGACCAUAUUUGUUCGCAGAGGAAGCCGUUGCUUUCUGGGAUCUGGUUAGAGCCGAAAAGACGUGUGCUCCAACGGGGGGGUUCCAGAAGGUAACUGGGAGUUGGAAGAGCCAAGGACAUCUCUGUGCUCUGGAUUCGGGGUUCUCUGUCCAUGGCUGCAGCACCUACGCUCCGCCUGUGAGUUCUAUCCCAGGAGCACAGCUAUGGCAUUGAAGAAUGUGCCCUUUCGCUCGGACGUCCUGUCCUGGGACCCCGACAGCCUUGCAGACUAUUUCAGGAAGCUGAACUACAGGGACUGUGAGAAGGCAGUGAAAAAGCAUCACAUCGAUGGGCAGCGGUUUUUGAAUCUGACAGAAAAUGACAUCCAGAAGUUCCCUAAGCUCCGGGUGCCGAUUCUCAGUAAGUUAAGUCAAGAAAUCAACAAAAAUGAAGAGAGAAGGAGCAUCUUCACACGCAAACCCCAAGUCCAGCGGUUUCCUGAAGAGACAGAAAGCCAUGAAGAGGACAAUGGGGGCUGGUCAUCCUUUGAAGAAGAUGACUAUGAGAGCCCCACGGAUGAUCAGAACGAGGAUGACAACGACGACUACGAGUCCCCCAACGAGGAAGAAGAGGCGCCCGUGGAAGAUGACGCCGAUUAUGAGCCGCCGCCCUCCAACGACGAGGAGGCCCUGCAGAACUCUAUCCUGCCUGCCAAGCCUUUCCCCAACUCCAACUCCACCUACAUUGACCGGCCCCCCUCCAGCAAAGCCCCGCAGCAGCCGCCCGUGCCCCCGCAGAGACCAAUGGCUGGGCUCCCUCCUCCGCCCGCAGGCCGGAGUCACCCGCCACUCCCUCCACCCCAACCAAACCAUGAAGAGCCUAGCAGAAGUAGAAACCAUAAGACAGCAAAGCUUCCUGCUCCUUCCAUAGACAGAAGCACGAAACCUCCUCUCGAUCGUUCAUUAGCCCCAUUUGACAGAGAGCCCUUCACACUAGGAAAGAAGCCGCCAUUUCCUGACAAGCCCUCGGCCCCCGCUGGAAGGCCUCUCGGGGAGCAUUUACCCAAGAUGCAGAAGCCUCCUUUACCGCCAGCCACCGAAAGGCACGACAGGGGUAGCCCCCUGCCAGGGAAGAAGCCACCUGUGCCCAGGCAUGGAUGGGGACAAGACAGAAGAGAGAACGAUGAAGAUGAUGUGCAUCAAAGACCUUUACCUCAGCCCACAGUGCCUUCCAUGAGCUCGAAUACUUUCCCUUCCAGAUCCACCAAGCCAUCACCCAAGCACCCCCUCCCGUCACCUCACAUGCCUGGAGCUUUCUCUGAAAGUAAUAGUGGUUUCCCGCAGAGUGCCUCCCUGCCACCAUACUUCUCUCAAGGCCUUAACCACAGACCACCUCCUAGAGCCGAAGGAAGAAACUUCUCCUUGCCAGUUCCAAACAAACCUCGAUCACUGGCUUCUGGCGAAGAAGAGAAUUCAUUAAAUGAAGAGUGGUAUGUUUCUUACAUUACCCGACCAGAGGCAGAAGCUGCUCUUAGAAAGAUAAACCAGGAUGGCACUUUCCUGGUUAGAGACAGCUCUAAAAAAACAAUAACCAAUCCAUAUGUCCUCAUGGUAUUGUACAAAGAUAAAGUUUACAACAUCCAGAUCCGCUAUCAAGAGGAAAGCCAAGUUUACUUGUUGGGAACUGGACUCCGCGGGAAAGAGCCCAGUCCACACGUGAGGAGCCCCGGGGUGCCGCUGGCCGGCCCAACCACCGCCUUCGUGACUGAAGAUAGCCUCAAAGUUUCCACUGCCCUCGGCUCCCAGACCGGAUGAGGACCAUACAAAACGCAAUCUGCAUGACCCUGGCCUUGGGACCACCACCAGCCCCUUGUGGAACCCACGGAUGCCCGUGAGGAGCCCCCCCGGCCGUUGGGGACCCGCCCAUUUGGAAGAUGACAAUGGAGCCUGAGGCAACCUGGAAAUUUCCACAGCUUUGCCUUGACCCCAAACCGGAUCAGGAUUAUUUAAAAGCCAGUACCUUUGGCUGGUCCACAAACCAACCCUGUGAAGACCCACGUGGCCCAAAGGUCACUACUGCUCUGACGCAAGUGGGGCGGAGCCGACUGUGAAAAGCAGGACUGUGCAUCCUGAUUGGCCAGCUUCUCUGCCUCCUGCAUCCUGGGAGUUGUAGUCCGAGGCGGAGCCCCCGCGGAGAAGGCUCUGGGCGCCAAACUGGCAAGGAUUGCUGCGGACCUGCAGCCUGAGAGCGAGACUGAAGAAGGCGCUGACAUUUUUGCUUUCUGUGUGGCAGGCACUGCGCUAGGCGCUUCCCAGCCCUUAUCUGCAUUUAAUUUUCACAGUACAGGAGUGUGAUUAAGGCCAGACUCUGUCUAGACUGAAACUGCUCCGGUGUGAAUCGUACUCCAGCAUUUGUUUAGCUAGAGAGGUGCUGGUAAACAGUUUAAUCAUUUAGAGUUCGAGCGUCCUCAUCUAUCAUGUGAAGAUAAUAAUAACUGCCUGCUGGUGUUCUUUUGAAGUUUAAGUGAGAUAAUGCAUCAAAGGGAGUUGGCAGAGGAUGGGCCCCAUAAAUGUUAGCUAUUACCAUUCCUAUAAAUUUUUAUAGAUGCGUGAAGAGUACAGACGAUACUGGAGUGUAUACUGGAGAGAUAUACACUGGUCUCUUGCCAGUGGGGAAGCUGGGAUCCAAGCCAUCUUCACUAGAUUCCGAAAGGAAUCUCUGGUAAGGCAGCCUCUGGGGCUGACUCAGACACGUUCCCUCUGACUUGCUAAGUAAGUCUUUGCCUUCUCUAAAUCUUCCUUAUAAUAUCCAGCAGCUUCUGUCAUUUCCUGACAACCCAGAGCACAUAAUCUCCUGUUUAAGUGCGGUCACUUGCAGUGUGACUCUGUGGAGUCUGUUGUCCCAUACAGAGGUAGAUGACGAAGGGCUCAGGAGAAGCAACUUCAGUCCUAAGGAGAACUACUGAUGUAAUCUGGGAACAUAAGGGCGGCCUUUCUCCCUUCCUUGGUUUCCUCAUGUGUUUCCUUAUGAGAGGGAUGGGCUAGACCAGUGUUUCCUAAGUUCCACUCACUGUAAGGCUACUGUUAGGACUAUUUGCCCUGAACUGUGUACCACCUGUUUUAUUCUCUUAGUACUUUAAAUUUACUUCCCUUUAAAAUUUAAAUCUACUUUUAAAGUUUUUUGUAUCACCAAUGUAAACAGAAGCUGAUAGGAAAAAUAAAGACAAUGGGAAUAAGACGUUUGUAAUCAUCUAAACAUUUCUUGCCCCCUGAUGGCGGUGUUCCUGUAGCUGGGUCUCCUUUGUUAAAAUGGCUUAUUAAGUCUUAACAAAGUGUUAAAGAUAGUGUAGCUCAAAUCAGACUUUCUUUUUGAGGUAAUCAGAAGAAUUGAAAGAGUUGGAAGGGGAAUAACACUUAUAAUUACGCGUUAAUGCCUCUGUACCAUAUGAAACCACCUCUCAUAUCCUUGGUGGGAUAAGUCCCACACUUUCUUCAAACUAGAUUUAGGUGCUGUCCAAUAUACCAUCCCAUUCUAAAACUCCUUCCUUCUCGACAUGCUAUAGGUACCUUUCAAAACUCACCUCAAUCCUGGAAAGAGUCUUCUUGAAUGAACCCUACCAAAAUCUACAGUAUCAUCCCAGUUUCUCUGCCAAGGCUUCCUUUACUCAUUUAGACAGUGUACACUUCCUGCUAUCAGAGUCUUGCAUUUUCUGAUUUCUGAUAUAUGCGCUGAUCAUUUCUCAUCUAAUUCUUUGAGUAAAGGAGACACAGAAGGUCAGGCAACAAAUAUUCUUUUGGCACUCACCUAUUAAGAAUUAUGUUAGAAGCUUUCAUCUUCUGACAAUCUUUGAGGUGGCUGUUAUCACCCUAGUUGUGUAAAAAACAAAGCUCGAGUCCAGAGUUUAACACUUGCUCAGGAGCAAAAGAACCAGAUUCACAUCCUGUCUGUGCAACUCCAGAGCCUUCUGUUCUAUUCGCUGCAGUAAGCUGUCUCCCAGCCAGGACACCAUCUCCUGAAACAGUAAACAAGGACAUCAUGGCUCCAUGGUGUGUGUGUUUCACAGAUCACUGAUCUUGAACACAUGUACUAAUGCACAUCCAAACAUACAAGUUACCAACAUGGGGUGAGGAAUAUUUAUUUUCGAAAUUAAGGACAUUAUCAAAGCAAAAAUAACUGUCAUCACUGUUUUUUAUAAAAGCAGAGAUAAUUUGACAUCCAAAAAGAAAGGAAGAAAGAAAAAAGAAGGAAGGUUAUAGUAAUUUCAGGUAAGACCAGCUUCAUAAAAAAUUUACUGGAUGUCUUUUUUCUUCACCCCCUUGUAUUGAUUCAGACUAGUGAAAACUAGUCUCAGACCAGCACCCAGAUAUAUGUUCGGAAACUCCACAUAGAUUAUAGCAGGAGACGAUAAGGCGUAUAAGAGAAGCAGGGUGAAAAACAUAGGUGAGUGGAGAUAGCAUUAGGACUGAGAAUCCUGAAAAUCCAGUGAUGAUGGGGGCUGGGCCUUGGUAGAAUGAGGAGUCUGUGGGGCCACAUCAUCCCAAACCCACUGACCCCAUUCACAAGAUUCAGGAAGUGUUUGUGGGUCCUGUUUCAGCCAGAUACCUGUGGGUUAGGAUUCUGCUUACGGGACUUCUGAUAGAAUACAAAGACCUUCCACCCAUCCCAAAUGCUGAUUACUUCUUCUGAGUGGAUUCAAAUGCUGUGAUUUGGAAAAUAUCGUCAUGAAGACUUUACAAAAAGAAGAAUAAGAAGAAUUAAUUUUGUGUUUCUUUACAAUAAGUGGUAUAAGAAGAAAAAAGAGAUGUGGACUCAGAAAAAGAUAGAUUGUAAUAAUGUAUUUUCCUUCACAAAAAUGUCUUAACGUAAUGAUGACUACUUAUUGUAGUGUUUUUCCUCCCUAAGUAACUAUAGAUUCUUAUUUCUUUUCCUGAGGAAGUAAAACUUUCAAAGCCUGUUCUGCUACUUAAAGCUUGAGACUGUUAUAGAUGAGCCCCUUAAAAAAAUCUAUCUUCCUUAAUAAGUUUGCAACGCUUUACUGGAACUCCGUCCAGGUUGCAGUUGCUGAUUCUAAUGUUAAUCAAAUAAAGAAGAUUAAAAAGCUG